This is a messenger RNA of Calliphora vicina (urban bluebottle blowfly), 406 nucleotides long. RefSeq names its product larval cuticle protein 65Ag1-like. The record is from RefSeq and is a predicted model, not a curated record. Gene Ontology annotation, molecular function: structural constituent of chitin-based larval cuticle. Gene Ontology annotation, cellular component: chitin-based extracellular matrix. The coding region runs from base 34 to 339 and encodes 101 amino acids. The transcript is spliced from 2 exons. Lineage: Eukaryota; Metazoa; Arthropoda; Insecta; Diptera; Calliphoridae.
AAACAAUCGUUUAAACAAACAAAAGAAAUCAAAAUGAAAUUCGUCAUUGUCUUGGUUGCCCUUUUCGCCGUUGCUUUCGCCAACGAUGUUGAAAUCGUCCGUUUGGACUCCGAAGUUGGACCUGAAAGUUUCCAAUACGGUUUCGAAACCAGCGAUGGUACUUCCGCCGAUGCUAAGGGUGUUUUGAAGAACGUUGGUACUGAUGAAGAAGCCAUCUCUGUCCAAGGUGCCUACAAAUUCGUUGGUGAUGAUGGUGUCACUUAUGAAGUUAAAUAUGUCGCUGAUGAGAACGGUUUCCAACCUCAAGGUGCUCAUUUGCCCGUUGCCCCUGAAGCUUAAGUUUGAUUUGGUUUCUUCAAAUUUUGUUAAAUCAUUUUAAAAAUGGUUGUUUAGUGUUUAAAUAAAC